Messenger RNA from Effrenium voratum, 2837 nucleotides. The record is from the annotation of a GenBank genome assembly. NCBI's taxonomy places the organism in Eukaryota, Dinophyceae, Suessiales, Symbiodiniaceae.
AUGCUGCGCAUGAAGCGUCGGGAUUUCCUGAAAAGCACCACGCUGGUCGGCGCCGGGGUACUGGCCGCGGACAAGUCAUGGGCACUCAAUCGGCUGGAACCGAUCGAGGACACGCUCGACACCGAGUACCCGUAUCGCGACUGGGAAGAUCUUUAUCGUCGUGAAUUUACCUGGGACAAGAUCGGCAAGGCGGCGCAUUGCAUCAACUGUGUCGGCAACUGCGCGUUCGAUGUCUACGUAAAGGACGGGAUCGUUCUGCGCGAAGAGCAGCUUGCCAAGUACCCGCAAAUCAAUCCGAACGUCCCUGACGCCAAUCCACGUGGCUGCCAGAAAGGCUCGAUCCAUUCUUCCGCCAUGUAUGACGCCGACCGGCUGCGCUACCCGUUGAAGCGGGUCGGAAAGCGCGGCGAGGGCAAAUGGCAGCGCAUGGAAUGGGACGAGAUCACCGAGGAAAUUGCAGACAAGGUGAUCGACAUCUUUGUCAAGCAUGGGCCGGGCAAGCUCAUGACACACACGGGGUCAGGCAAUCUGUCCAUGGUCAGGUUUGCGGCCCCGUAUCGUUUUGCCUCCCUGGUAGGCGGGGUUCAACUCGAUAUCUUUACCGACGUGGGCGAUCUGAACACGGGCGCCCACCUGGCGUACGGCAAUCCGCUGGAAAGCUUCACCUCGGAUGCCUGGUUCGAUGCAGACUACAUCAUGAUGUCGCUGUUCAAUCCGAAUGCCACGCGUAUUCCUGACGCGCACUAUAUCUGGGAAGCCAAGUACAACGGCGCCCGGGUCGUUUCCGUCGCACCCGAUUACAAUCCGUCCUCGAUCCAUGCCGAUCUUUGGAUGCCGAUCAAGCAGGGGGCCGAUCCAUUUCUGUCGAUGUCAUUCGUCAACGUGAUCAUCGAGGAAAAGCUCUACAAGCCGGACUUCAUGAAGGAGCAGACUGAUCUGCCCGUACUGGUCCGUGCCGACACCGGAAAGAUGCUGCGCGAGGUCGACAUCAAGGCGGAUGGCUCCGACCAGGUCUUCUACCAUUGGGAUCUCAAUUCCGGUGCGGCCGUUGCCGUGAAGGGUUCCAUGGGAUCCGAGGACAAGACACUCGCCCUGGAAGGUAUCGAUCCGGCGCUUGAAGGAACCUUCACGGUCGAGGGCAUCGAGGUCACUACGGUCUUUGAGAAGGUCAAGGCAGAGGCAUCCAAAUAUUCGCCGGAAGCAACAGCAUCGGAGACCGGCCUUGCCGCGGAAAUGGUACGGGCCGAAGCCCGCCUCUUUGCCGGUGCCCGCAAGGCAAUCCUGAUGACCGGAUUCAAUAUCGGCCGCUAUUCCAACGGUAUCUAUACAGGCUGGGCCCAGACGCUGAUGCUUGCCCUGACCGGGCAUGGCGGCAAGACAGGUGGCCUCGAUACCUCCUGGAUCGACUGGAAACACAUUCCCUGGCUCAGUCUCGCCCUGUUCGGUUUCGAGAAAUUCCCGCGGCUGGAACCGGGCGGGCUCGGCGAAUUUCAGCGCGGCAAGAUGCUCGAACAGGCCCGCAAGCAUUUCGACAAUGACAAACUGAAGGAUCGGGUCGGCUUCAAUCUCGACGAGAUGGAGGAGGCGAUCAACGAGAGCAUUCAGGAAGGCUGGAUGCCUUACAACGGCGAUGUGAAAGGCCUGAUCUCGAUCGCCGACAACAAGUUCCGCCGCAACAAGUUUGCCGACAAGUAUCGCGAGCACAUCCUGCACGAAGUCGAGGAGUUGUUCGUUGAUAUCAAUGUGCGCAUGGACAGCACCGCCCAGUGGGCCGAUUACCUGCUGCCUGCGGCGAGCCACUACGAGGCCUGGGACCUGAGAUCGGUUGGCUUCCAUCGGUUCGUGAACGUCUUUUCACGUCCGGUCGACCCGAUCGGUGAAGCCAAACCCGACUGGGACAUCAUGGUGCUUCUGAGCAAGAAGAUCCAGGAACGCGCCAUCGCGCGGGGCGUGGAAGGGUUUGAAGACGGCAAUGUCAGCCGGGAUCUUCACACGAUUUACGACGACUUCACCAUGAACGGCACCUUGAUGACCGACUACGACGCCACGAAGUGGUUGGUCGACAACAGCCCGGAAUUGGGUGGUGUCACACUUGAAGAAGCCGCGGAACGCGGGUUCAUCGUCAUGAAUGCCGAGGGCGGCAACAACCAGCCGAUCCCACCGGACGAACCCUACAAUCCGUUUGUCGCGCAAACAGAGGACAAGAAACCUUAUGAAACGCUGACGGGACGCAUCACGUUCUACUGCGAUCACCCCACUUUCGAAAAGAUGGGCGCGACCGUUCCGACUGCCCGGCACCAUGCGGGACGCGAAGCAUCGAAUUAUCCGCUGUCAUUCUAUUCGCCGCACACCCGCUGGGGCAUUCAUUCGAACUGGCGCUCCAACAAGUUCAUGCUGAGGCUGCAGCGCGGUGAACCAAACAUCUAUAUCAGCCCGAAACUUGCGGCGCGCAAGGGUAUCACCGACGGUUCGAUGGUCCGGAUUUUCAACGGGGUCGGCGAGUUCUUUGCCCAGGCAAAAUUCUACCCGAGCCUGCCUGAAACGGCGAUCAUGAUGGAGCAUGGCUGGGAGCCCUAUCAAUACGAACAGAUGAAGCCGAUGAACGACGCGAUGGCAACCCUGAUCCAGCCUCUGGAACUCGCAGGCGGUUGGGGGCACCUGGGCUUCAAACUCUUCAAAUGGAAUGCAAAUCAGCUUGCUCAUGAAAGCAGUGUGGACGUGGAGCCGGCGUAAGCGGCACCGAGGGGAGGAGGUUUAAGUCAUGGCCGUGAAACGUCAACUCAGCAUGGUGAUGGAUCUGAACAAGUGCAUCGGGUGCCAUACCUGUACGUCCGCAU